CUCCAGUAGGAGUGAGCAGGAAGAAAGCUCACAUGCUCUGCAAGUCAAAACUAAAGUCGAAGGCGACCGAUGACCACCCAUCAGCACCGCUAAAGAUCUCAGCUCCCCCCACAGUCAGGCAAAGUCUCUCUCUCUCUCUCUCUGCACUGCUUUGACUUGUCUCGAUCCUGGUUUCUGCUCGUCCUGAGGUCUCACCUGUAAGCGGGCCGGGAUGAAGAGUCCGCAAGUCCAUCGAGGAUCGCUGCUGCUGCUGCUGCUGCUGCUGCUCACAGGGGCUUGCAUUGACGGGUACAAGCCUGUCAUCAUCGUGCACGGCAUUUUGGAUGGACCGAAAGAGUUCGAGACGUUGUCUCUUUUCAUAACCAAGGUGCAUCCAGGCACUGAGGUGAUGGUGAUUGACUUGUACGACUACCUGGCCAGUCUGAAGCCCCUGUGGAAGCAGGUCCAAGGCUUCAGGAAAGCCCUUGACUCCAUCAUGCAAAAGGCUCCCGAUGGCGUCCAUCUUCUGUGCUUUUCACAAGGUGGUCUAAUUUGUCGAGCGCUUCUCUCCAUGAGUGCAGACCACAACGUGCACACCUUCAUCGCUCUGUCAUCGCCUCUGGCUGGACAGUAUGGAGACACGGAUUACCUGAAGUGGGUUUUUCCCAAGUGCACGAAGAAGGUGGUGUUUCACAUUUGCUACAACAGACUGGGACAGAAAGUGUCCAUCUGUGACUACUGGAACGACCCCCAUCACAGGUCGCGCUACCUGCAGGGCAACAGCUUCCUGACGAUGCUCGACGGCGACAGACCUCACAACAACAUGAAAGCGUGGAGGGGAAACUUCCUGCGCAUCAAGAAGCUCGUGCUGAUUGGAGGACCAGACGACGGCGUCGUCACACCGUGGCAGUCCAGCCACUUUGGUUUCUAUGACAGCAACGAAAACGUCGUAGAAAUGAGGAACCAGGAGUUUUACAGGAACGACACGUUUGGGCUGAAGACGCUGGACGCUCGCGGGGACGUGACGGUGUGCGUUCACUCCGGAGUGAAGCACGUUCACUGGCACUCCAACUUCACGGUGUUCAUGAGCUGCAUAGAGAAGUGGCUCACCUGAAAACGGCUCAGCGCCGGAUGCUGCUGCAAGCUCAGCCGAUCCCGUAGAGACUGAACCUGGUGACUUUCCCCUCCACUGCCACCAUGAGGUUUCAGGUUUCCUUGAUCGAUUAUCGUGGAGUUUUCCUCAUGAGUGGGUUCAGUAUUUUAAGCUCCUUCAUGUUUCACACCAUGAACAUUUUACCAUUUCACCAUAAACGCCUUUUAUGCCAUAACCAUGCAUAUUUGUAAUAGCUUUUAUACCUCCAGGGUACAUUUGUCUAAUGAAGCAAAAAAAUAAGCUAAAGAUCAAUUAGCGUUAAUAUUUUUUAACGAUGUAUUUUGAGUUCAGAUUUUAUAUAUAUAUAUAUAUUAAAAAACUCCUUUUAAUUUAUUUUAAAUAGCUGCUUGUUUUUGCUCUCUACAGAACAAAAAAAAAAUCCCUUUCGUACACAUCCUGAAAUCUGUGGUCUUGCAUUUUUAAUAGUUUGAAAUUCCGCUUGAUGCACCGAGACCAAUAGUCAAUCACUGCCCUCUGGUGGCGGUUUAAGGUACUUUGGAGAAACUUUGAGGCAUGUUGCUCUUCUGCCACAGAUGCGACAUGAUGGAGAGUUUCAACACACAAAUAGUAAGUGAUCUAUAAAAACACACACAUAUAUAUAGGCAUCGCCAUAUCCGAGCCACAGAAGAGGUUGUUUGUUUGUCCAUGACUCCCCAAGAAACAAAAAAUAUGAGUCAGUUCAGGUUUGUUGGUCUAGCGCCUCUAUAGGACAGAUGAGGACUUGCAUCACAGGGACAGCAAGUUGUGAAAUGUUUCUCAACCAUAUCUUCACCUUCAGACUUCAAACUUUAUUUUGUCAGUAUAUUUCUUUACAUACACCGAAAUUCUUCCUCUGCAUUGAACCCAUCACUGGUUGAAACACACACACACGCUACAUGUAGUGAAACACACAGGAGCAGUGGGCUGCCAUGUCAGGCUCGGGGAGCAAAUUGGGGGGAUUAAGUGCCUUGCUCAAGGGCACCAUAUAACCAUAUAAUUGUGGACGGAUUGCUAUUGAAGGUCUACAGAGCGUAGCCUACAUUAUUGUUAUUAUGAUUAUUAUUAUUACUAUGUUUUAAACAUCCUGACUUCUUCCACCCCAUCUCGCCUGCAGCACAGCAUAAGCAAUUUUAUGGUCCCGACUGCAGUUUAGGAUCAGUAUUCAGAUUUGAGGGCAGAAAAACAGACGUGUGAUCCUUUUCUUAUCUGUCAUCACUUAUCCAGCAUUGCAGGUACAGAAAGUUAUCAUACUUGUUCAGAGUGCCAUAAGUUAUCAUACCUGCCGUGGUUCAAAGCCUUCAGUGUUGUAAACACAGAAUCCCCUUAUUUUUAAAUGUCCAUGUCAUUAUAAGAGGGGUUGAUUCAGUUUUUGUUUUGUUUUGUUUUUUGACAGCUGUCUUUUUGGACUUUGGUUUUUUGUUGGCGCUUCUCCUUUUAAGUUCAUAUCACAGAAAAAAUUAAAGUGGAACAUUUUUAUUUUUAUUUUAUCCCCUCAUUGAUCUAACGUGAUUAGAUCAAUGAGGGGAUGUGAUCAGUCAUUUAAACCAAUAAGUUUCAUUGAUUAGCUGACACAAAGGGGUUGAGCUGCGGAUUCUGUACUAGAAAAAUGUAAUUUAAUUUGAUUUGAAAUUCAUCUUUAAAUAUGUACAUGACAGUUCUUAUUCAUUUCUGGUUCAGAUUUUUGGAGUUCUAUUUGUAUCAGAAAAUAUGUUGAUUUAUUAUACCACAAAUUAGGAAAACUGCAAACAUAUUCUACCUUUGCAUGUAAAAUAAUAAUAAUAAAAAUAUUUACCACAU
Molecule: messenger RNA, 2908 nt
Organism: Scatophagus argus
Lineage: Eukaryota; Metazoa; Chordata; Actinopteri; Scatophagidae
Product: lysosomal thioesterase PPT2-like
Exons: 8
Coding region: 212-1093 (293 amino acids)
Cellular component (GO): lysosome
Molecular function (GO): thiolester hydrolase activity
Source: RefSeq, a predicted model, not a curated record